AUGAGUGAUGAUGCGUUAUUCGCUUGGGAUUGCGAAACGUAUUCAGAAAAAGACACGCGAAGAGCAAUUCCUUAUGCCUGCGCUUUAAUUAAUUUAGAAAAACUAAGAAAAAAGUUAGAAACAAUAAAAAAUAUCUUUCCAAAUAUAAAUCCUACUGAUAAUGUUCCAGAAGAAUUUUAUGAUAAACUAAUGAAUGUAGUAGAAAUAUUUGUAGAUGAAGAUUUACAGAAAAAAUGGAAAAGACAGAAAGAAAUAAAGGGUAAUUAUUUACAACAUAUUAAUUUCACAUGUUCCUAUCAACAUGAAAAAUCUAGUUUGGCUGCAUGGGGAAAUUCUUGCAAUCUUCUCGCGAAUUUGAGAAAGAUUGCCGACGUAGAUAUCGCUAAAUACACGCAAGACAACUGGGAGGAAUUGAGAUACGAAUGGGAACCUUACGCCAAGAGAGACACUCUGUUUGGGAGCUUGUUUGAUAAAAUACAACCAAGUCAUGAAAGAAGUUGUAAACCAGAAUAUGUCCAAUAA
Messenger RNA from Lottia gigantea (owl limpet), 522 nucleotides. RefSeq lists its product as hypothetical. Lineage: Eukaryota; Metazoa; Mollusca; Gastropoda; Lottiidae. Bases 1 to 522 code for a protein of 173 amino acids. The transcript is spliced from 2 exons. The record is from RefSeq and is a predicted model, not a curated record.